GACUUACAAUCGGAAAUUGAAACCCAUCGUGUCGUUUAUGAUCGUCUCGAUGGCACCGGCCGCAAAUUGUUGGGUUCACUCACCUCGCAAGAAGAUGCCGUUAUGUUGCAGCGUCGCCUUGAUGAAAUGAAUCAGCGUUGGAAUAAUUUGAAGUCGAAGAGCAUUGCCAUCAGAAAUCGUUUGGAGUCAAAUUCGGAACAUUGGAACGCAUUGUUGUUGUCGCUGCGCGAACUGACCGAAUGGGUUAUACGGAAGGAUACCGAACAGUCCUCACUGAGUGUUGGGCCUUUGAUGGGCGAUGCUGCGAGUCUGCAAAAGCAAUUGGAUGAUCAUAAGGCGUUUCGACGUCAACUGGAGGACAAACGUCCCAUAGUCGAAAGCAAUUUAUUGAGUGGACGUCAAUAUAUAUCGAGUGAGCCACCAGUGUCGGACAAUAGCGAUACGGAAGCGCACGACAGUGAUUCGCGUUACUUAAGCGCUGAGGAGCAGAGCAGGGAGCUAACACGCAGCAUUCGUCGGGAAGUUGCGAAACUCUCGGAGCAAUGGAAUAAUCUAAUCGAUCGUUCUGACAAUUGGAAGCAUCGCCUGGAUGAGUACAUGACGGUGAGUUUAACUUUCUUUACAUAUAUUUUUUAUGGUACAGCAACAUCAACGAUAAAAGUAAGGUUAGUUACCUAUUAUAUUAUAUAAGCGGGUAGAAGGCAAAAUUGGAUAGGAUCCAAUGGUCCAUCCUGACUUUCAUGUGACUAAUAAGGCUUCGCAUCACGUACUAGAGUUGCCCAUUAAAGAAUCAGAUAUCGAAUUAUUUAAUAUGGAUUAAAAGGCUUUGCUACGAUUAAUCAUUAGUUAUCAUAUAUCAGUUCAAUAUUCACUUGACGGCACCAAUCUUGCAUACACGCAUGUUUUGGUGUGAUAAAAAGAAAUUCAUUAUUUUUGCAUGAAAUUGAAGGGAAAUUUUCGCUUUUCGCAUCCAGCAUUAUCCAAAUGGUUCCAAAGGAUUGUUUGUGCAGUCUUUGGCUCUUAGGAAAUCGUUAAAGUUCUGUCCAUGGUUUUAUGGACAUUUUCGUAAAUUGACCACCCCUUCGUGAAGCAUACUACACAUCAAAAUUACCGGAAUGAAGCCGAAAUGAGACGCUAUUCACAUUUUCAGCCACCUGGCUUGCGUUUUCGCACUUAUCGAAAAAAAUUUUAGGGAAUAUAGCAUCGUUUUCUCUUUGCUGGGGCCCAUCGUUGACGUACUCUCAAACCACACUGAAUCAACCAAACUCAAAACUGUCAUAAAAUCUUUUUAAGUACAAAUUAUUAUCUUCUCAACGCCAUCUAGCGUAAUCCGAUCGGACUUAUACAAAGUGAGAUACAGAAAAAGAACGCCAUCUAAUGGAAAAAAAUGGAUUUCUUCUUACUACACCUAAUAUAUUAGGUGACGAAUGGCAUGAAAUUAAUACUAUUGUAGAAGGAAGUUCGCUUAUAACAGUUAUGCAAAGACAAAGAGCUUUUUCCAAAGCUCGCUCAUUGCCAUAACUUAUAUUGUGCCAUUCUAAUAUUGCAUCAUAUUUGAUUAAAAAAUGAGUUAUGAAAUAAUAACAAAAAUAAAA
Molecule: messenger RNA, 1595 nt
Organism: Ceratitis capitata (Mediterranean fruit fly)
Lineage: Eukaryota; Metazoa; Arthropoda; Insecta; Diptera; Tephritidae
Product: dystrophin-like
Exons: 5
Biological process (GO): synaptic signaling
Cellular component (GO): plasma membrane
Source: RefSeq, a predicted model, not a curated record